Colletotrichum godetiae is the source of this 3583-nucleotide messenger RNA. Its product is annotated as dolichyl-phosphate-mannose-protein mannosyltransferase. The record is from RefSeq and is a predicted model, not a curated record. Bases 472 to 3327 code for a protein of 951 amino acids. The transcript is spliced from 4 exons. Gene Ontology annotation, molecular function: dolichyl-phosphate-mannose-protein mannosyltransferase activity. Gene Ontology annotation, cellular component: membrane; endoplasmic reticulum. NCBI's taxonomy places the organism in Eukaryota, Fungi, Ascomycota, Sordariomycetes, Glomerellales, Glomerellaceae. Gene Ontology annotation, biological process: protein O-linked glycosylation via mannose.
CCCCAGCUGUCAUCAGUUUCCGCGGUCUAAACUUUCCGCCAGGCAGUAAACCCAGAUUCUACCUUAACAGCACUCUGCCUUAUUCUCUACGGAUACCUGCCCCUGCUCCCUUUUUCUUCCAUCUACUCCAACCGGGAAGAAAAGGCAUCCUCCUUUUUUUUCUUCUUGUUCCAUUGAGGGCAUUCUUCUACCGAGCCCGUCAUUCACCUUUGCUAAAUGACGGCCUUUUAAUCCACCUCUUCCCUUCUCGACUUUCGUUGAUCCCUUUUCCCACCACUCUGCCACUCGACCGACGCGAGAAAACCUCGCGUACCAUUCUCACCUUCCUAGGUGCUGACGACCGCUUUCCGCUCUCGUCGUCCACGUCGCCUGCUACCAAGUCGUAGCCGCCCUCGACGUUGAGUGGACGACAUUCGCAACCGCCCCGAAUAUCCCGACUAUCUCCCCCGAAUCGUUACCCCUUCUGCGACCAUGGCUGCCACCAAGCCAGUCCGCUCCCCGAGCCCCAAGCUCGAGAAGCAGGCCAACGGGGUCAAUGGCAUCAAUGGCAACGGCAACGGCUAUAGCAAACUCCCUGUCCAGCGCGAACCGAGCUACAAGUCCGACGGUGUUGAAGAUAACGAUGUCUUUCUCCUGCCUGUUUCCGAUUACCAGAUUAUGCUCGGCUUGACCAUCCUUUCCGCCAUCGUUCGCCUGUUCCGAAUCUACCAGCCCACCAGUGUCGUAUUUGACGAGGUCCAUUUCGGUGGCUUCGCUUCGAAAUACAUCAAGGGCAAAUUCUUCAUGGAUGUUCACCCUCCUCUGGCCAAGAUGCUCAUCGCUCUCACCGGUUGGUUGGCUGGCUUUAACGGCGACUUCGACUUCAAGGACAUUGGCAAGGACUACCUCGAGCCCGGCGUUCCCUACGUCGCCAUGCGCAUGUUCCCGGCCAUUUGCGGUAUCCUACUCGCCCCUCUCAUGUUCCUGACUCUCAAGACCACCGGAUGCCGCACCACUACGGCUCUGAUGGGCUCUAGUCUGAUUAUCUUCGAGAACGGUCUUCUUACCCAAGCUCGUCUCAUUCUCCUCGACUCUCCCCUUAUGGUUGCGACCGCCUUCACCGCCCUCUCCUUCCAGUCUUUCACGAACCAGCAUGAACAAGGGCCCGAGAAGGCUUUCCAGUUGAGCUGGUGGUUCUGGCUUUUGAUGACUGGCCUUGGUCUGGGUACGACUGUCAGCAUCAAAUGGGUUGGUUUGUUCACCAUUGCCUGGGUUGGAAGCUUGACCCUCGUCCAGCUCUGGGUUCUCCUCGGAGACACCAAGAACGUAACGCCGCGCAUCUGGGCCAAGCACUUCAUGGCUCGCGCCUUCGCCCUCGUUAUCAUCCCUGUCGGCUUCUACAUGGCCAUGUUUGCCAUCCACUUCCUUUGCCUGGUCAACCCUGGCGACGGCGAUGGCUUCAUGAGCUCCGAGUUCCAGUCUACUCUCAACUCCAAGGGUAUGCAAGAUGUGGCCGCCGACGUCGCCUUUGGUAGCCGUGUCAGCAUCAGACACGCCAACACACAGGGAGGCUACCUGCACUCUCACCCCCUCAUGUACCCCACCGGUAGCAAGCAGCAGCAGAUCACUCUCUACCCCCACAAGGAUGAGAACAACCUCUGGCUCCUCGAGAACCAGACCCAGCCUCUUGGAAUCAACGGCGAGCAGAUCAACGGAACUCAGGCCUGGGACAACCUUCCCGAGCCUGUCUUUAUCAAGGAUGGCGAUGUCGUUCGCCUUUACCACACUCCCACGUUCCGUCGCCUUCACUCCCACGACGUCAGACCCCCUGUGACGGAGGCUGAUUGGCAGAACGAGGUGUCCGCUUACGGCUAUGAGGGCUUCGAGGGCGACGCCAACGACUUGUUCAAGAUUGAGAUCAUCAAGAAGCAGUCCCUCAGCUCCGCUUCCAGAGAGCGUCUUCGCACGAUCGAGACCAAGUUCAGAUUGGUUCACAUCAUGACUGGCUGUGUCCUCUUCUCGCACAAGGUGAAGCUCCCUGAGUGGGCCUCUGAGCAACAGGAGGUCACUUGCGCGAAGGGAGGCACCCUUCCCAACAGUCUCUGGUAUGUCGAAUACAAUGAACACCCUCAACUGAUCGGCGACAACGUCGAGAAGGUCAACUACCGUCACCCCGGCUUCUUUGGCAAGUUCUGGGAGCUUCAAAAGGUCAUGUGGAAGACCAACGCUGGCUUGGUCGAAUCUCACGCCUGGGAUUCUCGUCCUGACUCGUGGCCCUUCCUCAAGCGCGGUAUCAACUUCUGGGGCAAGGAUCACCGCCAGAUUUACCUCAUGGGCAACCCCAUCGUGUGGUGGAGCUCUACUCUUGCUGUCGUCGUUUACGUUCUCUUCAAGGGCAUUGCAACUCUCCGUUGGCAGCGCAGCUGCAACGAUUACUCCAACACUACGUUCAAGCGAUUCGACUACGAAAUCGGCACUGCGGUUCUGGGCUGGGCGUUCCACUACUUCCCCUUCUACCUGAUGGACCGUCAGCUGUUCCUGCACCACUACUUCCCGGCCCUCUACUUUGCAGUCAUGGCGUUCUGCUCGAUUUUUGACUUCGCCACUGCUCGGGUCUCGCUCGCUGGUAUCCGCAAGAACCCUGCCAUCAACCGCGUUAGUGCCGUUGCCUUCUUGGCGCUCACGAUCGUUGCCUUCGUUCUCUUCUCUCCUUUGGCCUACGGUAACGCCUGGACCAAGGCAGAGUGCAGCCGGCUCAAGGUCGUCGGCACAUGGGAUUUCGACUGCAACAACUUCUUUGAUGACUACUCUCAAUACACUGAGCUCCUCACUCGCACUUCCGCCGCUGUUGGAGCCACGCCGACACCUAUCAAGUCUGAGGUUCCUGCCGCUCCUGCAGGCGGGCAAGUCGGUCAGAUCCCCAUUGGCGAGGCCCAGAAGGAGCAGGCGGAACCGGCCGUCUCGGGAGCCCCAGGCCAGAAGGUUCUGUCCCGCGAAGAGAAGGUUGAGUACCGGGACCAGGACGGCAACCUCCUCGACGAGGAACAGGUGAAGGCCUUGGAGGGCAAGGUUGAGUUCAAGACGAAAUACGAGACGCGGACACGCGUCGUCGACGCCAGUGGAAACGAGGUUCAGAUGCCUGAGGGUGGUUGGCCCCAAGAGCAAAACGUCGCCCCUCCUCACCCCGAUGUUCAAGGCGUCGAUCAAGAGACCAAGUCCAAGGCCGACGACUCAGCCGCCGCGCCUAAGGUCGCCGAGAGCGUCCAGGGCCAGAGAGAGGCCGAGCAGAAGAAGGCCAAGCCCGCAAGCGAUGGCGGCAAGGAGGCUACUGCUCAGGAAGAGCUCUGAAUUGUCUAAUAGGGGAUGAAACUCUGGGCUGGGUUGUAAUGGCAUGCCCUGGAGUGUGUGCAACCCGAUGGGGGGAAGUUGAUCAAGUCAUCUUUGAUCUCACCAUUUUCUCUCCACGUCGAAUUCGCCCAUUGUAUACCAAGCCAUGACUAGGGGGGGUGGAAUGAGCAGGGCGGGAUGGGGGCCGACAAGGUCCAAAACUUUUCAUUUGUUGUUGUAAGAUUCAAAAAAGAAAUGACAUGUCCACUAAAACACU